AUGGUGCUGGUCACUGCCCCAGGAGGGGUCAGUAGCUUUUCUGUUAGCAGAAACUCUGUCCUCGCUGCCAAGUGGGAAGCUGAAGUGGGCUUCCUGGGAAAGUCAGUGACUUUGAAUUUCAGUCCUGGGCAUUCUAGGAGCUUGGACAUAGGAUUCCUGGUACCCUGUGAUAAACUCUUCUUUCUUGACUGGGCCCCUAAAGGUAUUCCUGAUCCAGAUACCCCUAGGAACUCCUUCAGUCUUUCUUAUUACCCAGUGUGUAUCUGCCAAGACCCUCUGGUUCCUACUCUCACCAGCAUGGUGCCAAGCAUCUUCUUUACCAGUUGUUCUCAGAGGCAAAGUGACUGGGUAGACAGGGCCAGAGGCCGAUCAGCCUGGCACCCUAAGGAUUCUGGUGGCAGCAACUGGAUGGAAGAUUCAGAGCCUCGUCCAGUAUAUACAGUCUCUCCCUUCUUAGCUUCUCUCCCUCACUGGGGUCUUAUGGGGUCUUAUGAGGCCUGA
Rangifer tarandus platyrhynchus (Svalbard reindeer) is the source of this 501-nucleotide messenger RNA. The record is from the annotation of a GenBank genome assembly. NCBI's taxonomy places the organism in Eukaryota, Metazoa, Chordata, Mammalia, Artiodactyla, Cervidae.